Messenger RNA from Lepus europaeus (European hare), 3718 nucleotides. It is a transcript of the gene BUB1B, whose product is annotated as BUB1 mitotic checkpoint serine/threonine kinase B. Gene Ontology annotation, molecular function: ATP binding; protein kinase activity. The coding region runs from base 184 to 3387 and encodes 1067 amino acids. Gene Ontology annotation, biological process: meiotic sister chromatid cohesion, centromeric; mitotic spindle assembly checkpoint signaling; protein phosphorylation. The transcript has 23 exons. The record is from RefSeq and is a predicted model, not a curated record. Lineage: Eukaryota; Metazoa; Chordata; Mammalia; Lagomorpha; Leporidae.
GCGCGGGACCGUUAAAUUUGAAAGUUGGCGGGUGGGGGUGAGGGCUUGAGGUAGCUGUUUGGGAGGAAACUGGGUGCGUGUUUUUGUCCUGAGGCACCCUCUGGUUGCGUCGGUAGCAGGGCAGGUUGCAGAAGGAAAACAAGACGUUCUCAUCAGGACGAGGGCUUGGGCCGGGAAUGCAGGAUGGCGGCGGCGAGGAAGGAAGGGGGUGCUCCGAGUGACGCCAUGUGCCUGGAGGGAGAUGAAUGGGAGCUGAGCAAGGAAAACGUGCAACCCUUAAGGCAGGGGCGGAUCAUGUCCACACUUCAGGGAGCACUGGCACAGCAGGACUCUGCCGGCAACACGACUCUUCAGCAGCAGAAACGGGCAUUUGAAUCUGAAAUUCGAUUUUACACUGGAAAUGAUCCUCUAGAUGUUUGGGAUAGGUAUAUUAACUGGACAGAACAAAACUAUCCUCAAGGGGGGAAGGAGAGUAAUAUGUCCACAUUAUUAGAGAGAGCUAUAGAAGCACUACAAGGAGAAAAACGGUAUUAUAAUGAUCCCAGAUUUCUCAGUCUCUGGCUUAAAUUGGGGCACUUAUGCAAUGAGCCUUUGGAUAUGUACAGCUAUUUGCACAGCCAAGAGAUUGGCAUUUCACUUGCUCAGUUCUAUAUCUCAUGGGCUGAAGAGUAUGAAGCUCGAGAAAACUUUAAGAAAGCAGAUAUGAUAUUUCAGGAAGGAAUUCAGCGCAGGGCUGAACCACUGGAAAGACUACAGUCCCAGCACCGACAAUUCCAAGCUCGGGUGUCUCGACAGGCCCUGCUGGCACUUGAAAAGGAGGACGAGGAGGAAGUUUUUGGAGAUUCUGUACCACAGCGAAGCACACUGGCAGAGCUGAAGAGCAAAGGGAAAAAGACAGCAAGAGCACCAGUCAGCCGUGUUGGAGGUGCUCUCAAGGCUCCAAGCCAGAACAGAGGACUUCAAAAUCCAGUUCCUCAACAUAUGCAAAGUAAUUGUAGAAUUACUGUUUUUGAUGAAAACACGGGUGAGGCUUCUCUAGCAGAGUUGUCUAAGCCUGCAGUCCAGCCAUGGACAGCACGCCCUGUGGCCAGGGCCAAAGAAAAUGAGCUGCAAGCAGGCCCUUGGAACAUAGACAGGCCCUUGCAAAACAAGCCUCAUGAUAAUACAGCUUUUGUGGCAGUUGGGCCCCCUGUGCGUCCCAGUUUUACUCCAUAUGUGGAAGAGACUGCACAACAACCCGUUAUGACCCCAUGUAAAAUUGAACCCAGUAUAAACCAUGUUCUAAGCACCAGAAAGCCUGGAAAGGAAGAAGGAGACCCCCUGCAAAGGGUUCAAAGUCAUCAGCAAGAGUCCGGAGAAAAGAAAGAGAAGAUGAUGUACUGUAAGGAGAAGAUUUAUGCGGGAGUUGGGGAGUUCUCCUUUGAAGAAAUCCGGGCUGAAGUUUUCCGGAAGAAACUAAAAGAGCGAAGGGAAGCUGAGCUCUUGACCAGUGCAGAAAAAAGAGCAGAGAUGCAGAAACAGAUCGAAGAGAUGGAAAAGAAGCUAAAAGAAAUCCAGACUACUCAACAAGAAAGAGCAGGUGAUCAGCAAGAAGAGAAGGCGCCUACAACAGAGACAGCUAAGCCACUAAUUGCUUCCGAGUCUCAGGAAACACAAGGAACGGCUCUCCCCAGAUCUGUUUGUCCAGGAAACUCUUGUGUCAGGCAAACUUCACUUGCAGAAAACAUUUGGCAGGAACAGCCUCAUGCUAAAGUCUCUCUUUCUGUAGAUUCCAGUACACCAUUCUCCAUUUUUGAUGAGUUUCUUCUUUCAGAAAAAAAGGAUAAAAGUCCUUGUGCAGAUCCCCCAAGAGUUUUAGCCCAACGAAGACCCCUUGCAAUUCUCAAAACUUCAGAAAGCAUCACCUCAAAUGAAGAUGUAUCUCCAGAUGUUUGUGAUGAAUUUACAGGAAUCGAGCCCCUGAGUGAGGAUGCCAUUAUCACAGGUUUCAGGAAUGUAACUCUUUGUCCCAACCCAGAAGACACUUGUGACUUUGCCAGAGCUGCUCGCUUUGCAUCCACUCCCUUUCAUGAGAUAAUGCCCUUGAAGGAUCUCCCCUCUGAUCCUGAGACACUACUGCAAGAGGAGGAUCUAGACGGGAAGACCCCUGAGGACCAGCACACUGCCUGUGGCACUCUCUACAAUCAGACUCUCAGCAUCAAGAAGCUCAGCCCAAUUAUUGAAGACAGUCGUGAAGCCACGCACUCCUCUGGCUUCUCUGGAUCUUCCGCCUCAGUUACAAGCACCUCUUCCAUCAAGUGCCUUCAAAUCCCCGAGAAACUGGAGCUUACUAACGAUGCAGAAAAUCCUACACAGUCACCCUGGUGUUCACAGUAUCGUACCCAACUACUAAAAUGCCUGCCAGAGUUAAGUGCUUUUGCAGAGUUUUCCAUAGAAGAUCGACCAAUGCCUAAUUUGGAAAUAGAGAAAGAAAUUGAAUUAGGUAACGAGGAUUAUUGCAUUAAACAAGAAUACCUAAUGUGUGAAGAUUAUAAAUUAUUCUGGGUGGCACCAAGAAACUCUGCAGAAUUAACCAUAAUAAAGGUAUCGGCUCAACCUGUCCCAUGGGACUUGUACAUCAACCUCAAGUUAAAGGAACGUUUAAAUGAGGAGUGUGAUCAUUUGUGCAGCUGUUACCAAUACCAAGAUGGCUAUAUUGUUUGGUACCAAUAUAUAAACUGCUGCACCCUGCAGGAUCUUCUCCAACACAGUGAAUUUAUUACCCAUGAAAUAACAGUGCUGAUUAUUUAUAACCUUUUGGCAAUAGUGGAGAAGCUGCACAAAGCAGAAAUAGUCCAUGGCGACUUGAGUCCAAGGAGUCUGAUUCUCAGAAACAGAAUCCACGAUCCCUAUGAUUGCAAUAAGAACAGUCAAGCUUUGAAGAUAGUGGACUUUUCCUACAGUGUUGACCUUAAGGUGCAGCUCGAUGUUUUUACCCUCAGUGGCUUUCGGACUGUACAGAUCCUGGAAGGACAAAAGAUCCUGGCUAACUGUUCUUCUCCCUACCAGGUAGACCUGUUGGGUAUAGCAGAUUUAGCACAUUUACUGUUGUUCAAGGAGCACCUACAGGUCUUCUGGGAUGGGUCCCUCUGGAAACUUAGCCAAAAUGUCUCGGAGCUUGAGAAUGGUGAAUUGUGGAAUAAAUUCUUUGUGCGGAUUCUGAAUACCCGUGAUGAGUCCACAGUGUCUGUUCUGAGGGAACUUGCAUCAGAAAUGACUGAGGUUUUUGACACCACCUUCCAAAGUCACCUGAACAAAGCCUUAUGGAAGGUAGGGAAGUUAAUUAGUCCUGGGGCUUUGCUGUUUCAGCAAGAUAGGCCAUCGAGUCUCACACAGCUUCCUGUCUAACACCAGGGGUUGUGUUGUGGAUCCAUGCUGUCUAGUUUAAUUUAGGACACUCUUAUGUACACUACCAAUGCUUUUCUACCUUUGGGUAGAAGUAACUGGUGUUUUUUUACACAGCAGUGUACCUACUUGCACCUUUUUCUGAUUUUAGCAAAGAACUGUUUUAUUAUAAAUGGACCCAAUACAAAUGGGCAUCUUGAUACCAUUUAGCUCAUUUGUGUCUCCUCUUCCCUUUUGUAAUUUGUGACAUGACUCGUGAUCCCCAUGUGUUUUGUAAAUAAUAAAAGCAUAUGUUAAAUUUGUGCUUCUAACAUUUCAUCUACUUUUUGCAAAC